GAAGAAUUGGAGAGAUGUUAGGGAACUUGAAGAGUGAAGAGCAGGAUGAUUUGUGGAGUUUAGUCUCACCAAACGACAAGCGGAAGUCCUUGCUUGAAGACUUUGAAGCCAGCACUGAAGAGAGCACUAAGGAACUGGCCAGCUUUGAAGUCCACAGCAACUAUUGGAUUUUAUGGGGAAUUUUAGGAGGAAUAACAGCUGGGAUUGGCAGCCUCUUCGUAGGCAAAGCAUCUACAGAGGGAUUUCAUGCCAGAAGCAUGAUCUCUAUUGGCAACUUGAUUGCAGGCAUAGGUUAUUUUAGCGUUAAAACAGCCUACCAGAGGCUUAAUGGAGAAGGACAAGAGGAUGAUGUCAUUGAAAUUCGUGAGUACAGAACUCAUAAGGGGCUUAAAAUAGCAAUCAUCUUUGUAGACGCCCUUGUAAGCAUCGGAGGAGGGUUCUUAGUGGUACUUACCUUUGAAUAUGCCUUCUAUGCAGGAAUCAACCAAGGAAUCAUCUCAACGCUGUUUUCCUUUACUUCUGUGUUCUUAUCAAUUUUUGGUUGGUUGUUAUUUGAUGAAAGGAUCAACUCAGUACAAAUAAUUGGGAUGAUUUCAAUGACUACAUCAGCCAUUCUUUAUGGUUUUAGUGGAAGUGGCCACACUCAAUCAAAUGGUUCAGCAGUUUCAUCGAUCUUGCCAAUACUUUUUGGAUUGAUAAGCACUAUAUACUUUACAGGGCGUUCAUUGGCUCUCAAAGCGUUCUGAGUUCGGUACCAAUAUUCUGCUCUAGAUUUCAUGUCAAUUUCGUACAUAAUCUGAGGCUCAAUUCUAUUGAUUCCAUUUCUAACCCAUGUUAUAAAUUAUGGUGUCGAAAUGAGUCUUUUGAAGGAUUGAAUCAUUGGUGGUAUCCUACAAGAAACGUCAAUGAUAAUGAUGUAUUACUCAAUCUCAACAGGAUACUCAGGACCAGCUGCUGCUCUCUCAAGUAUACAGGCUCCUUUACAGACAGCUUUGGCUGCUAUUUUCCUUUUUCAGGUCCCAAGUCCAUUGCAGGUAUCUGGAUUGAUUCUGGCAAUGAUAGGGUCCAUUCUGAUUUCAACUAGUACUCAAAUUAUGGGUUUACUUAAUCUUUCUAAAUAGGUGUCGAUCACCACUAUUUUCA
Moneuplotes crassus is the source of this 1143-nucleotide messenger RNA. NCBI's taxonomy places the organism in Eukaryota, Ciliophora, Spirotrichea, Euplotida, Euplotidae. The record is from the annotation of a GenBank genome assembly.